Urocitellus parryii (Arctic ground squirrel) is the source of this 2568-nucleotide messenger RNA. It is a transcript of the gene Fancb, whose product is annotated as FA complementation group B. Gene Ontology annotation, cellular component: Fanconi anaemia nuclear complex. Gene Ontology annotation, biological process: interstrand cross-link repair; negative regulation of double-strand break repair via homologous recombination; positive regulation of double-strand break repair via homologous recombination. The record is from RefSeq and is a predicted model, not a curated record. Lineage: Eukaryota; Metazoa; Chordata; Mammalia; Rodentia; Sciuridae.
AUGCCUAGUAAACAAGCAAUGUCAUCUAAAGAACAAGAGAGGCUCUUGUGUUAUAAUGGAGAAGUCCUUGUUUUUCAGUUGUCUCAAGGAAAUUUUGCAGAUAAAGGACCUGCAAAACCAUCCACAUUACAUGUCAAAAGAAUGGUGUUUGAUAGAGAAACAAGAACAUUUGUUCUGAAGUCCACUGGGUUCUUUAGCAUGAGAAAAGAAUACUCUCAUUUAAAAAUUCUAUGUUGCAACUGUGUGUCAGAUUUCAAAACUGGAAUUAACCUCCCUUACAUUUUGAUGAGAAGCAAUAAAAAUAACAUUUUCAAAUAUUUUCUACUGUGUCUUCACAGUAACAAUAGAUUUGAAAAGCAUUUGACUUUUAAACUAUCCCAUGAGUUGAAGGACAGCAUAAGGGUUCUUAAUGGCCCUUUAAUUUUAUGGCAAUAUGUCAAAACAUUGUACUGUAUCUCUUCCCACACUCGCAAUGUAAUUAGUGUGUCGGUUAACUUUUCCUCUAUUGAAUGGGCAGGGGAGAUUGGAAAUCUAGGUAUAGUUUUAUUGGGACUAACAGAAUGUGAUUCAUCUGAGGAAGAAUGCAACCAAAAGCCCUCAGAAUCUGAUUUUGCAAUUCAGAAUACCAAAUUUUGUGUAUAUUCUCUUAAAAAUCAAGAAGUAUUAAGUGAUACAUAUAUUAUCCCUCCUGCUUAUAGCAGUGUGGUUACUUGUGUGCAUGUCUGCACAACUGAGAUUGUCAACAACCAGUUUAGAAUGUCUCUGAUUGCCCUUACUCGAAAGAAUCAGCUGAUUUCAUUCCAAAAUGGGACUCCUGAACGUUUGUGUCAGCUUCCAUUUGAAGAUCCUUGUGCUGUUCAGCUUCUGGAUUCAGGUGAAGGAAACCUCUUUUUCAUUGUAUCAUUUAGGUCCAAUGAUGCUUGUGCUGUUUGGAAAAAGAACUUUCAGAUUGCUGCUAAGUGGGAAAAACUUAACUCAGUACUGAUAGAUGACUUUGUUGGAACUGGAACUGAACAAGUACUGCUCCUUUUUAAGGACUCCUUGAACUCAUUUAAAAUAACAAAUCUUGACAAAAUAAAUUAUUCAAGUCACCCAUUGAAUUGUAAUGAAGAUGAUUUAUUUGAAGACCAACCAGAACAUUGUUAUUUGAUGAUUCCACCAUUGGAAAAAAGAUUAAAAGUUGGUUUGGCUUCUGUUCAGGAAUUACAGCAGCAUCUCUUGCUUAAGGAGAAAAUUAUUUCGAAAUCUUGGAGAGCUUUAAUAAAUUUGGUUCAAGGAAAAGAUGAUAGUACAUCAAGUGCAGAGGAGGUAAAAUUAAUCGGAUAUCUUGUUCCUUUUUGUGGUGAAGAAGAAAACUGUGUUCAUACCUCUGAUGAAAAGUUACCAGACAAUUUUCAAGAUCCAGAACAGCUAGUAGAGAAGUUGUGGUACCGUGUCAUGGAUGAUAGCUUAAUCGUUGGAGUGAAAACAUCAUCUUUGAAGCUGUCCCUGAAUGAGGUGACUUUAUCGCUGAUAAUGGAGCAAGCCUGUAACUACAGCUUUCGGCUUAUUAAAUGUGAAAAUAGAGUGAUUAAGUUGAGCACAGAUUCUUUCCGAGCACCACACUUGAUGCCACAAGAUGAAAUAGGAUCAGAAGCUAAAAGAAUCAAGUUGACCUCUGAUAGUAAGGAAGAAGAAAGGUUUGCUUGUGAACAACCAUCUAUGAAAACAUAUGUACAGAUAUUUACUGCUGUAACGUCUCUUUCACCACUUUUAGCAUUCAAUAAAUUUUGUUGCAUUGUGCUGCUACACAUUAGGGAGAGAGAAAAUGGUAGCUGUCCUAAAGAUCAUUAUAUUCCAUGUGGCAGACUUUUUUUAAGUAUAGAAGAUCUUUCAAGUGGGAAAUACUUAAUGACGUUUCCAAAGAAGAAACCCAUAGAGGACAUGGAAGACCUUUUUGCACUUCUCACAACAUUGCACAAAUCUUGUAUUCAAGUCAUUUCACCUGCCUAUUCCCUGAAUUCAAUGAAGAUGUGGCUCUUAGAUUGCAUGAAAUGUGAGGUAAUCAAAGAAUUUCCAGAAAUGUGCUUUUGUAAAAGGCCAAGAAGUUUGUAUGGGACACUCUUCAGCUGGAAACAAAGAACCCCAUUUGAAGGCACUUUAACAGUCUAUUCCAGGAAUCAAACAGUUUUGUUCCAGUGCCUUCGUAAUUUCAUCAGAGUUCUCCCUAUAAAUUGUUCCUUCAAAAAUUUAAAAUUAGAAAAUGAGGAUUUCCUAGUUGAUCAUUUGGCAUUGACUUUGGAGAAAGAACUGGUUACCCUUGGUUCUCUUUCUUCUUCUGCUUUAGCUAAGGUUGAAAGCAACUUUGUACAGAUGUGUGAAGCAAACACAGGAAAGAGUAGUGUCAUGGCUGCUUCAGCGGACAGGAAGGAAAAAAUCCGUUUGUGUAGAGAAGAAGUUCAGCGAGAAAAGAAAAUGUUGGAAAGGAACCUAAAAGUGAGUGGUGUCCUUUAUAGAGAGAUGACUUUAAAAUUAGUUGAGAUUCAGUUGCAGUCAGACCUCACUGCACAGAAACUAACCAGUUUAUAA